AAAGUAGUGCGUGUAGCACACGGUCCACGAUCCCGAUGGACGAGGAGAUGAAGAGCGAGACGGUGGCGGAGGUGGCAUCAGCCGGGGCUGCGACCGAGGAGAAACGCUUUGAGAUUAAGAAGUGGAACGCCGUUGCCCUCUGGUCGUGGGACAUUGUUGUGGACAACUGCGCAAUUUGUCGCAACCACAUUAUGGAUCUGUGCAUUGAAUGCCAGGCUAAUCAAGCGUCAGCCACCAGUGAGGAGUGUACGGUGGCCUGGGGUGUCUGCAACCACGCCUUCCACUUCCACUGCAUUUCUCGGUGGCUUAAGACUCGCCAGGUAUGCCCGCUGGACAACCGCGAGUGGGAAUUCCAGAAGUACGGCAGAUAAGAGGAGGCAAAGCUGCUUCGAGAUGCGGCAUGACACGUAAUGGCCAUCUGCUGCAGAAGCACAUGUUGGUGUGGAGCUGACUACGCAUUUGCUGUCUACACCAAAGCUAUGAGAGAGAGAGAGAGUAGUGACCUUCCAACCAAGUGGAUACACAUGUAGCCACUAACUGAAAUGUAACCACUGCGCACUCGUAGUAUCGUUUGAAAUUGUUCCA
This is a messenger RNA of Phytophthora infestans T30-4, 585 nucleotides long. Its product is annotated as RING-box protein 1. The coding region runs from base 36 to 371 and encodes 111 amino acids. Lineage: Eukaryota; Oomycota; Peronosporomycetes; Peronosporales; Peronosporaceae. The transcript has 3 exons. The record is from RefSeq and is a predicted model, not a curated record. Gene Ontology annotation, biological process: protein ubiquitination; ubiquitin-dependent protein catabolic process. Gene Ontology annotation, cellular component: cullin-RING ubiquitin ligase complex; nucleus. Gene Ontology annotation, molecular function: ubiquitin protein ligase activity; cullin family protein binding; zinc ion binding.